Molecule: messenger RNA, 6181 nt
Organism: Scomber japonicus (chub mackerel)
Lineage: Eukaryota; Metazoa; Chordata; Actinopteri; Scombriformes; Scombridae
Product: phosphatidylinositol 4,5-bisphosphate 3-kinase catalytic subunit alpha isoform
Exons: 21
Coding region: 311-3517 (1068 amino acids)
Biological process (GO): phosphatidylinositol-mediated signaling; phosphatidylinositol 3-kinase/protein kinase B signal transduction; phosphatidylinositol-3-phosphate biosynthetic process
Cellular component (GO): plasma membrane; cytoplasm; phosphatidylinositol 3-kinase complex, class IB
Molecular function (GO): 1-phosphatidylinositol-3-kinase activity; 1-phosphatidylinositol-4-phosphate 3-kinase activity
Source: RefSeq, a predicted model, not a curated record
CAUCAUGAAGUAUCAUAGACUUAUUCCACCACUACACAUUGACAACUUCACCGGGAAUUAGGGGGGGUCUUUCCACAGAAGCUGGACUGUCCCUACCCGUCAGUAUCACUGUUUGGAUGGACUAACGUUAGAGCUAGCACCGCUGGUUGAGACUUCACGAAUGGGAUUUACUCAGCUAGCCGCUGCUAAUGAUUGUGCUGGCUGACUAGCUCCGCGGCUAACCGGUUGGCGUUAGCUCUGACCCAGUUGGUUGACAUUGCUCAUCACAUAAUUAGCAGGCUCUGAAAAGAGCGGAUUUGCUGGCACAACCAUGCCUCCCAGGCCGUCCUCAGGAGAACUAUGGGGGAUGCACUUGAUGCCCCCUAGCAUCCUUGUGGACUGCCUUCUGCCAAAUGGCAUGAUUCUCACGUUGGAGUGCCUCCGGGAGGCCACACUGAUCACAGUCAAGCAUGAGCUUUUCAAAGAGGCCAGGAAGUACCCUCUUCACCAUCUGCUGCAGGAGGAGAGCUCUUACAUCUUUGUCAGUGUCACCCAGGAGGCAGAGCGGGAAGAAUUUUACGAUGAGACCAGGAGGUUGUGUGAUCUUAGGCUCUUCCAGGCCUUCCUCAAAGUCAUUGAGCCAGUAGGCAACAGAGAAGAGAAAAUUCUCAAUAGAGAAAUAGGUUUUGCUAUUGGGAUGCCUAUAUGUGAGUUUGAGUUGGUGAAAGACCCAGAAGUACAGGACUUCAGAAGGAACAUUUUGAACGUUUGCAAAGAAGCUGUGGACCUCAGAGACAGUAACGGCCCCCACAGUAGAGCUUUGUACGUCUAUCCUCCCAAUGUAGAAUCUUCAGUGGAGCUUCCCAGGCACAUCUAUAACAAGCUAGAUAAAGGUCAAAUCAUCGUGGUCAUAUGGGUUAUUGUGUCACCCAGCAAUGACAAACAGAAGUAUACCCUGAAGAUCAACCAUGACUACGUGCCAGAGCAGGUGAUCGCCGAGGCCAUCCGUAAGAAGACACGUAGCAUGCUGCUCUCUCAGGAGCAGUUAAAGAUGUGUGUGCAGGAGUAUCAAGGAAAGUACAUCCUCAAAGUCUGCGGCUGUGAUGAGUACUUACUGGAGAAAUACCCUCUGAGUCAGUACAAGUACGUGCGCAGCUGUAUCAUGCUGGGACGGAUGCCGAACUUGAUGCUAAUGGCAAAAGACAGCCUGUAUUCCCAGCUGCCCAUAGACAACUUCGCCAUGCCGUCAUACGCGAGGCGAAUAUCCACAGCAACGCCCUACAUGAAUGGGGAAACUGCCACCAAGCCUCUAUGGACUAUCAACGGAACGCUGAGGAUCAGGAUACUGUGUGCCACUUACGUCAAUGUCAACAUCAGAGACAUUGACAAGAUUUACGUCAGGACUGGGAUAUACCACGGUGGAGAGCAGCUGUGCGACAAUGUCAACACCCAGCGCGUGCCCUGUUCGAACCCCAGGUGGAAUGAGUGGCUGAACUACGACAUGUACAUUCCAGACAUCCCCCGUGCGGCCCGACUCUGCCUCUCCAUCUGCUCCGUGAAAGGGAGGAAGGGAGCAAAAGAGGAGCAUUGUCCUCUAGCCUGGGGCAACAUCAACCUGUUUGACUACACCCACACACUAGUCGCUGGGAAGAUGGCUCUCAACCUAUGGCCUGUCCCUCACGGCCUUGAAGACCUGCUCAACCCUAUCGGCGUCACAGGCUCUAACCCCAACAAGGAAACCCCAUGUCUGGAGCUAGAGUUUGACCAUUUCAGUUGCCCAGUCAAGUUCCCUGAUAUGACCACCAUUGAGGACCAUGCAAACUGGAAUAUAUCCAGAGAGCUUGGCUUUAAUUACUGCCACACCGGUUUGAGUAGCAGAGUGGCCCGGGAUAACCCCUUCACGGACAGCGACAAUGAGCAGCUUCGCCAGGUGUGUAACAGGGACCCGUUGUCUGAAAUCACUGAGCAGGAGAAAGACUUUGUAUGGAGGCACAGACAUUACUGUGUCAACAUACCAGAGAUCCUUCCCAAGAUCCUCUUAGCUGUGAAGUGGAACUCCAGAGAUGAGGUUGCACAGAUGUAUUGCCUUCUGAAGGACUGGCCUGCUAUCAAGCCAGAACAAGCCAUGGAGUUGCUGGAUUGCAACUUCCCCGAUCCGAAGAUCAGAGGCUUUGCCGUAAAGUGCCUUGAGAAAUACCUAACUGAUGACAAACUCUCACAGUACCUCAUUCAGCUGGUUCAGGUUCUGAAGUACGAGCAGUACCUUGAUAAUCCUCUUGCACGCUUCCUGCUGAAAAAGGCAUUAACCAAUCAGAGGAUAGGACAUUUUUUCUUCUGGCAUUUAAAGUCAGAGAUGCACAACAAGACAGUUAGCCAACGGUUUGGCCUCCUGCUGGAGUCGUACUGCCGAGCCUGUGGCAUGUACCUGAAGCACCUGAGCCGGCAGGUGGAGGCCAUGGAGAAACUCAUCAAUCUCACUGACCUCCUCAAACAGGAGAAGAAAGAUGAGGCACAGAAGGUUCAAAUGAAGUUUCUGGUGGAGCAGAUGAGAAGACCUGACUACAUGGACGCACUGCAGAGCUUCACCUCCCCGUUGAAUCCAGCACAUCAGUUGGGAAACCUCCGCCUGGAGGAAUGCAGGAUGAUGUCAUCAGCCAAGCGACCUCUGUGGCUUAACUGGGAAAACCCAGAUAUGAUGUCGGAGCUGCUCUUUCAAAACAAUGAAAUCAUCUUCAAAAAUGGAGAUGAUCUGAGGCAGGACAUGCUGACGUUGCAGAUCAUUAGGAUAAUGGAGAACAUCUGGCAGAACCAAGGCCUUGAUCUCAGGAUGCUCCCUUAUGGUUGUAUGUCAAUUGGUGACUGUGUGGGUUUGAUUGAGGUGGUGAGAAACUCUCACACCAUCAUGCAGAUUCAGUGUAAAGGAGGCCUAAAGGGGGCGCUGCAGUUCAACAGCCAUACACUGCACCAGUGGCUCAAGGAUAAGAACAAGGGAGAGAUGUAUGACCAGGCCAUAGAUCUGUUCACACGGUCAUGUGCAGGCUACUGUGUAGCCACAUUUAUCCUGGGCAUAGGGGACCGACACAAUAGCAACAUUAUGGUCAAAGAUGACGGGCAGCUGUUCCACAUAGACUUUGGCCAUUUCCUCGACCACAAAAAGAAGAAGUUUGGGUACAAGAGAGAACGUGUGCCCUUUGUGCUCACACAAGACUUCUUGAUCGUUAUUAGCAAAGGAACUCAAGAGUGCACAAAAACAAGAGAGUUUGAAAGAUUCCAGGAAAUGUGUUACAAGGCAUACUUGGCAAUCAGGCAACACGCCAACCUCUUCAUCAACCUUUUCUCCAUGAUGCUGGGCUCAGGAAUGCCCGAGCUGCAGUCGUUCGACGACAUCGCUUACAUUCGGAAGACCCUGGCCCUGGACAAGUCGGAGCAGGAGGCCCUGGACUACUUCAUGAAGCAGAUGAACGACGCUCACCACGGCGGCUGGACUACCAAAAUGGACUGGAUCUUCCACACUAUCCGCCAGCACGCCAUGAACUGAAAUGGCAACCAGAAGGGUUGAGCGAAGGACUGUGGCAACAGCUGCACACUACGAACCAAAAGAGAAAUGAGAAAUAAUGGCAAAGUGUUUUUCUGCCAUACACACUUAGGCCUGGUUAAUAUUUCUGCCAGCGUGUGACUGAAACAUUACCUGCCAGCGCACCAUAAAGCAACGGUGCUAAGAAGAGCCUAUAUCAGGGACAUAAUGCCUAAAUGCUCCUGUUUCUGCAGGUGUCUGAAUUUCUUCUCCCUGCAUAAUGAACUGAAGAAGGCAGGGUGGAGUUAUAUUUCAUCUGUCUCCUUCAUAGGAACUGAACGAGUGUAAUGGACCUCAACAAAGUUGGCCUUCUUCAUGUGAACAAAGUAUAGACACAUAUUUUUUCCCUUAUUUUUUUAUUCCUUUCAGUACAUUUUCAACCAUCAGCAUUAAGAAAGGAACAUCAUCAUGAAGUGGUAAACCAUGAGCACAGCUGGGCUUUUCUUUUUUUUUUUUGUCUUUCUAGAGAAGAGUAUAACUAUUUCCACUACCUAUUUUGAACUAAUGAAGACGGGGGAGAUGUCAGCACACGCAGCCAGGCUGGUGUGCUUAUCAGCUGAGAAGGACACUGAGAAGCCUGGCGGGUGUCCACUAAAUCAUGGUUGCCCCUUUACAAUCAUAAAAAAUAAUCAUUAAUACUCUAAGUACAGGACUGACAGAGGAAGUGUUGUUGAAAACACUUAACUAGCAUUUAAUAGGUUUGGAGCGUAAAGUUUGCAACCGAAAUAAUGACUAUUUGUAGCCUACAGAUGAUGAGUUCUCAGUUUAGAAAUCAUUCACGCCAGAUAACUGACAUUGACACUUUUGUACAGCAGUGUAUCCAUAGACUUGUAUGCAUACGUGUGUGCACAUAUUCCUUUUUGAGUCUAUUUUCUACUGAGCCAAAGUAAUAGAUGUGUAACCCCACUACUCAGCAGUCUUAUUGUUAAAAAAAAAAGAAGAAAAAAAUAUAUAGUCGCUACUAUUCCGAGUCUCAUGCGUACCCAUAGCACUGAUCUCUGCAGUAUUUGUUUUUAUUUUGUUUCGUCUAUCAGUAUUAUUUUGCGUCAGAUGUUGAAGCACACAUCUGUCAUUCACCCCACGCAGUUGGCGCACAGAUGGGACUGUGGAGAACCUUUCAAACGGCCAGCUGCAUAACAUGUUAUGAAUCGGUCUUUGUUAGUCAGCUGAUUUCUAUUUGAAAAGGAAAAAAAAAAAGUGCAGGGGAGGGGCGAGAGAGUGAGGAUGUGCAGUAUUCCUUUUGUGUGCUGUGCUGUUACACUAUGCAAGUUGUGAUCUUCAAUAUAUGUACUGUAUACUGCAAAAAAAAAAAAGAAAAAAGAGUUGAUGUCAGAGUAAGUCUAAGAAACAGAGAGAAAUGCAUCUCCCCGACAUGCAGACAAGCGUGUCAGUGAACUUUGUACAGACAGUACAUGGAGGAAAGAAAAUGCACAAUGCUGCACUGUAACAGUAUCGUCUACUUCUUCCCAGCAAGCUGAAAAAGAACUGUGAGAAACGCCUUUUUUUUUUUCUCAAACUCUGCCUUUUGCUUCUCCUUUACCAGGUUUCUAUUCGGAGCUUCAGUCUAGCCAUCUGUAAGAUGUUUCGCUUCCGUCUCCUUGUUCUCGAUCACACAUAUGACAGAUGAUUUAAAACAGACUCUUUCCUCAUGUUUUGCCAUAUGAUCCCAGAUCGUGACAUCCAGGUAAAGAAAAGUAACCGAAGUGAAUUUGUUUUUUUAUUUUGUUUUUUUGCUUUUUGAAAUCUUCCAAGUGUCUUCUUCCCUCCUCUUUCCUAUGAUUGUUGCCCUUAUGUGUGGAAAAACAGUCUAUGCAGGUCUGCCCACUGCACAGACGCAUACGUAAGAGGUCAGUAAAUGUUCUAGCUUUACCAAAUCACACACACACACACACACAUACACACAUACACAUACACAUAGGGAAGGUUUCCUGGACACUCAAGUCUGUCGAAGUCCAAUUUUUGUGUUUUCUGUACGUGGAUUUCUAAACGUUCAGGAAACUGAUCCCACUGAGAUGCAUGUACUGCUGUACAGGAUACAGAGCAGUGGGCCGGACCCAUUCAAACUGAGAAAACUAGACUCCCAUAAGUAUACACUUCACAGAUGAACUCUAAUGAUGCUUCUUUUCCCUUUGUACUUGAUUGUUGUUUUCUGUUUCUCACAUUGCAUUAUGCAUGAGGUCCUCAAAUAUCUACUUUUUGUUUUUGACCUGAUGAUGUUUACUUGAAUUUCAUGUAUAGGAAUGACCUUGUUACUUGUGUGAGGUACAACAAAGUCACAAUGAAGGUAACAGAUACUGAUACUGCUACGACAUGUGCAAAUGCUUUCCUUGAAUAACUACAGAGGUAAUAUAUUUUUGUAUUUUUAAAAAUGUAAGCAAACUCAUAUGUAACUGCUAACCAAAAGAGAGAAAAAAAGGAGGAAUCAUGCAUAACGUGCACCAUCCUCAUACAAACCUAGUAGACAGCUUCUAGUUGUUGAAACGAUAUGAAUGACAAAGCAGAGGUGAAUUGUUGGAAUGAAGGACAAGGACUUGAUGCUGUUGUCAGAGUAUGAUUUUCACGCCUAAGUGAAGCCCGAAGUGGAAGUCUGUAAGCACAAUAAGGAGGAAGACGCUAACCUGCAUGUUU